Diospyros lotus (date-plum) is the source of this 1279-nucleotide messenger RNA. RefSeq lists its product as uncharacterized. Gene Ontology annotation, biological process: regulation of translational fidelity. NCBI's taxonomy places the organism in Eukaryota, Viridiplantae, Streptophyta, Magnoliopsida, Ericales, Ebenaceae. Gene Ontology annotation, cellular component: cytoplasm. The transcript has 5 exons. Gene Ontology annotation, molecular function: tRNA binding; double-stranded RNA binding; nucleotidyltransferase activity. The record is from RefSeq and is a predicted model, not a curated record. Bases 137 to 1033 code for a protein of 298 amino acids.
GUUGGUGCGUCGAUGGAAUAGUUGGAGAAGGGUUAGGGCGUGGCUUCGGCGCAUUCGCACGCUUCAUCUUCUGGCUUGCUCAGGUCACUUCGCUUGGGCAAUUUCACAAACAGUUCAACGGCAGGUCUGAGAGAUCAUGAACGCUAUUCCGGCGAAAAUUGCAGAGCGAUUGAGUCUUCUCCACACUUGCUUCUCUCCCUCAUCCCUCCACAGAGGUUUGCCAAAGUUCGGAUUUAUGCAUUUGCCGCAGUGCAGGAGGAGAUUUGGAGGGGCCCUUACCAGGAAGAUGGCUUGGAGUUCGGAGAAACACGAUGAUAUGAACGUAGAAACUAGGAAGUUGGGCAUAGUUCGCCCUGCGGAGGAAGCUUAUGCAGAAGAGGCAAUUGAAGCUGUCAAAGCUGGGAAGGUCAUCGCCGUCCCCACUGACACAAUCUAUGGCUUUGCUUGUGAUGCUUGCUCUACAGGAGCAGUUAAUAGGAUUUACGAGAUCAAAGGGCGUAAACAUACAAGCCCCCUUGCAAUCUGCGUCGGAGAUGUAUCAGACAUACAACGGUUUGCUAUAACGAAUCAUUUGCCUCAUGGCUUGCUUGAUUGUCUACUUCCAGGACCCGUAACUGUGGUGCUAAGGCGAGGGGAAUCAAGUAUCUUAGAGAAAUCCUUAAACCCUGGAUUGGAUAGUAUUGGAGUUCGAGUGCCCAACUGCAACUUUAUAAGGAUUGUAGCCCGUGGUUCUGGAAGUGCCCUGGCCCUUACAAGUGCAAAUUUGAGUGGGCAGCCUAGUAGCGUCUGCAUCAAGGAUUUUGAGAACCUUUGGGAACACUGUGCAUAUGUUUAUGAUGACAGCGUGCUUCCAUCAGGCCGGGCAGGAUCAACAGUGGUGGAACUUAUCAAACCAGGAAAGUACAAGAUUCUUAGAGCAGGGAGCGCAAAGGAAGAGACUAUUGCGGUCCUUGAGAGGCACAAUCUAGUAGAAGAAGGAACGGUGGAUGCAUCGCAAGAGGAAGGGGCAAGAAGCAAGAUACAGUCUGCAUAGGUGAGAGACUUCAGCUGUGAGAAACUACCACUAUAUAACGUAUACUACAUGAAUCUAGGAAGAAAUUUUUUGUCAUCCAAGAAAAGGAAGGGACCGGAUGGCUUCAGUUCCAUCUUUAAUUCUUAUGUGUGGAUCCUUGGCAAUUACCCAACUUUUUUGAAAAUUGUGUAAGUUCAGAUUUUAGAAUUUUGCCUUCGGCUUUUGGAUCUAAAUGCAGCACUUCCCUCCCCAUGGGCUUAGAAUAUC